UGAGCGCCUACUCCUCUUUUCUCCAUCACUCUCCUCUUGUAUGCUCUCAGGUUGACGUCAUCGCUUUUUCCAAUAGGACCUGUGGUGGAUGUGGGUGCGGCCACCCACUACAUUCGAAGAGUGCCCACUCACCACUCCUUGUCCUCUCUCCCAUUUUGCUCGUCCUUAUUACUCGUUCACACGUCGAAAAAAUACCGUCUUCUCAUCUUCUUCUCCCCCUCUUCCUGCUCCUCCUCCUCCUCCUCCUCUCCCUCCUCUCUCCUCUUCUUCUUGUUCUGUCUCAUAUUGGAAGUGGAUCCCAUUCGUCUUCUCCCUUCUCCCUUCUCCCUCUGUUUCCUCCUUGUUCCUCUCCUUGUGCUUUCGUGGCCAUUGACACAUCAGAGCAACCUCUUCAGGUUCCUCCCCCUCGUCGUCGCAUCGGAAGCAGAGUCUUCUCCUCCCCCUUCUCCUCCCCCUUCUCCUCCCCCUUCUCCUCCCCACUUUUUCUCCCCCCCCCCUCCCCUCCCUCUACUUCUGCCCCUUCUCCUGCGUAUUUUCCUCCCUCUCUUCCUCCUCCUCCCUGCGCUUGUUCUCAGGAGGCCAAUCAACCGGCCUGUGCUGGAUUCUGUGGUGGUUCAUGAUGGCGGUACCAUCGACCGCUCUGGUGACAAUGACCACUGCAUCUAUUGGUAGUCCAGUGGGGUGGGAGGACAUUCGACAAGGAGGAGUUGGGUGUGGGUCGCGCGGGGCAGCGCACCAGGACAGCGGUGAGUGCCGCCGAUUGCGCACCAUGUCAUUCCGCGCCGAGUCAGAGGCUCUAAGCCGACAUCGUAAUGACACGUGGCAUAAGUUGGCCUUCAUCCGGGACACUCCCCGGCAAGCGGGAACCGGAUCGAGCCGUCGUGCUUUGGCUGUGUGCAUGCCACGUGGCACUUCCGUCCGCGUUCUGGCUGUGGCUAUGCCACGUGGCACCUCCUCUCGGACCGCCGCCGCCGCCGCCGUCGCUCGGAAAAGGCGCAACGGAAUGCCAUGCAGCAGGAGGCAGCAGGCCAGUCAAGCUUGGAGUGCAAAGUGGGUGCGAGACUCUUCUCUGCUCUCGUGGGAGGGAGUAGUGGGAGAGAGAGGCAUGAAAAGGGGAAGCAGGCGGCGGCGGAGGAUGCUGCCACGCGGCGACAGAAUGGAGGCCCACCUAAGUCGAUUUCCCUGGGAUGAAAGGUGGUUCUUUGUCCUUUCUGAUCGCUUGCAGAGAGCCUGGGGCGAAGGAGGUGGGGGGAGAAGGAGAGUAGGAGUGGGGACCACACAAGCCAGAGAAAGACGCAAUCCGUUACGAGGCACACGGGAUCCCGACCAGGUUGGGUAUCGGCGGCUCGGCUGCCUCCUCUAUGACCGCAGUCCCGUCGAAGCAAGCGAUAGCGACCAACGUGGGAUAGAUCAAUAUUGGCGGCGCUUUGACACGAUUCGCCGUGGAGGAGGAGGAGGAGGAGGAGGAGGAGGAGGAGGAGGAAACGAUGGUGGACAAGCUAGCCUGGAGUGGGAGGAGGCGAAGAGGGGGGAGGAGGACAAGGGGAUGGCGGGGGAGCAAUCAGGUUGCUACAGGUGUGAGGAGGAGGAAGAUAAUCCGUCGAAAUGCGUCGUCUGGAACAGAUGUUAUUCAACGGUUAGAGAGCGGAGAUUGUCCGUUCGUGCGAAUUGCCUGGGAGCUACCGGUGGAAAGGAAUCCCAUUUCUCCUCCUCCUCCUCCUCCGCCUCCUCGAUUUCGUCCUCUUCGCAGUCUCGCUAUCCUUCCUCCGACACCUCCUCUUGUCCUCUGGAGAUGCCGGGCAGGGCUGGUCGUGGAGAAAAGUUGCCCUGCAGUGAGAACGACAAUGCGAAGAGUCGGGCAGAGGAAGGAGGGAGUGGGAUAAUGGGAGAAGUAGGCGAUGGUUUUGUGAUGACGAACGACCGGCGGAUGAAGAAGUUGGCGGGUAGGUCCGUAGCCUUUACUUGCCCUAAGUCAUAUGGCAAAACCCUGGAGGAUAAGUUACGCAUGGCUGGCGCCACUACCGUCUGGUCGCCUUCGAUCCACGUGGGCUCAUCUCACGACACAGAUUUAGAGUUGGAGAGAGUGAUCUGGGGAACACCACGAGGACGAGGAGCAGUAGCAGGAGGAGGAGGAGGAGAAGGAGGAGGAGGAGGAGGAGGAGGAGGUGGUGGUGGUGGUGUUGACCGCUCUUUCGAGGAGUCUUAUCCUCUAGACAAAUUUGCUGGUAUAGCUUUCACCUCCAGGAAUGGAAUUACUGCCGUACUCAAUGUAAUUAGGAAAGGGAGGAGUCAUGGUGGGAGGGAGAGAGAGAGCGGAGGGGAGGGAGAGGGAGAGGGAGAGGGAGAGAAGCUCGGUGAAGAAAAGAAGGGAAUGGGUUCAAACCUCGAGUCGACAACAACAACGACGAGGAGCUCCGGCGGCCUUCCAUUGAAAAAGUCAGCAGAUGGAGAGGACGAGAGGUCGAGGAGCGAGGAGGUGAUGAUCCAGCCCAGGAGAGCAGUUUUGGGAGAAGUAGGUGAUCCUUUCCUUCUAUGCGCGCUUGGGCGGGACGCGGAGCUUCUGCCGCAGUUGAGAUCGGAGAUGGGCUGUGAGAAGAGGCGGGUGGAGGUGUUCUCCCCGCGCACAGCUCUCCCAUUAUCCUUGGCGGAGGAACUGGGAAACGGACACGGGCGACGGAUCUUAUGCCCAGUGCCACGUGUCAUAGGCUUAGAAGAGCCACGUGUCGUUCCCGAUUUCCUCAGAUCCUUGACCGAGAGAGGGUGGAGGCCGGUGAGGGUGGAUGCUUACGUCACCCAGUGCAUGGGAGAGCGGUGUGUGGAUCGCCUGGAACCUUAUCUACGGUGCAGAGUUGGCGCCAACACGAUAAGUGGCGGGAAAAAAGACGAGAAUGACAGCUGGAAAGCGGGUACCGGGCAAAAGGCGGGAAUCGUGAAAAUGGCGGGAAGGGGAAUACUUCAAGUUAUGAGAUCGGCAGAGCGGCUGGUGGGGGGCAAAGGAGGAGACAAGGAGAAGGAGAAGGAGAAGGAGAAGAAGGAGGAGGGAAUUUCGGCAGACACCAGCAGCAAGAACGAGGCUGAGAUGAGAAUGUUUGAGGCGUCUAUUCUCCAAGUGGACGAUGAUAGAGAGGAUGACUGGAUGAGAUAUGGAGGGGAGGAAGAAGAUGGAAGAGAUGCAAACAUGUGCAGAAGGAUACGAGGACGACUAGAUGCGUUGAUUUUCACGAGUAUUACAGAGGCAGAAGCCUUGUUGAAAGCUUGCAGAGUGCGUGGCUUCGAUCCUCUGCUCGUCCUCGGAGAGAAGAAUGGCGGCCCUGUGGUUGCUGCACACGGACCCGUUACUGCGGCAGGUGUUGAGCGGCUUGGCAUUCAAGUUGACGUCAUCGGAAAACAUUUUGAAACUUUUCAAGGCGUAGUUGAUGAGCUUGCCGCGCAUUUUCAAAGACGGAAUGAAGAGGGAAGAACGGUUCCGUCAAAAUCCAAAUAAAUUUAAUAAAAAAGGAAAUAAAUUUUAUAAUAAAAAGGAAUCAGGUUUUAAAAUUUUAAUUAUUAUGAGAACUUAAAGCGUUGGACGGCUUGCCAGAGCUUGGCAUUCAAAUUGGAGAGCAGGUUAACGGAGACCCAUAAUUUUUUUUUCAGAGAACUUGUCAUGCCAUUUAUGAACAAACCCCAAGGGUUAUUUUAACCAAACUUCCCACCAAUUUAUAAAGAGUGGAGCAGGUUAACGGAGGCCCGAAAAAAAAAUUGACAUCAUCAGAAAAUAUUAUCGAAAGUUUCCAAGGUGUAGUUCAUGAGCUUCCCGCCCACUUGCAAAGAUGGAAUUAAGAAGGAAGAGCAGCUUCAUAGAAUAAAAAACAAAGGAGGAUUUUUUUUUUAAUAAGGACUUAAAAGUAAUUUAUAUAAUAAUAAAUCCAUUCAAGGGGUGUGUCACGAGAGAGAAAGAGGGCCUUUGGCACGUCCACGUCCAAUAAAAAAGAAGAGGACAAAAUAAAAGAAGCAAUUUAGA
Messenger RNA from Chara braunii, 4003 nucleotides. NCBI's taxonomy places the organism in Eukaryota, Viridiplantae, Streptophyta, Charophyceae, Charales, Characeae. The record is from the annotation of a GenBank genome assembly.